This is a messenger RNA of Pelodiscus sinensis (Chinese soft-shelled turtle), 2423 nucleotides long. NCBI's taxonomy places the organism in Eukaryota, Metazoa, Chordata, Testudines, Trionychidae. The record is from RefSeq and is a predicted model, not a curated record.
AGAAGGCAGUUUAUAGAAACAGAGCAAAGAGACUGAAGUGAACCCUUGGGAUUCUGCGGGGAACCUCAAGUGGGACAAUGGAAAAAUGAAGUAUGAAAUAAGAAAAGAAAUGAGGAAGGAAAAGAUUUGGAGCUAAAACAACAUGGAUUCAAGGAGAAAACAACAUAAGAUUCAGUCAAGCUUUUGGAUUUCUUGGCUGUUCUGCAUUUGACCCUUCCACUUCAUUAUUCACCCAUCAAUCUGAGCAUUAAAGAACUUGGAUCAACAGACACCAGGGAUGAGGUUGGCCCUUUGUGUCUUCCCACCAGUUCCCCAAGGAAGAGUGUAAAGAGCUACCUCUUGUAUUUUGAAGUUGAAAUGGUUCUGAAGCAUGUGCUGAUAACGAUUAGCAUUGAUUAGCAGGAGGAUAUGGCCAUUGUGUUGAGCAUUUUUCCAAUUCUCCUUUGGACAGCAAUGGCAUCUCAAACAAACUUAUUGGAAGCUAAAGGAAUUCAGGUUCUCCCACCUGUGAACUUCACUCUCACUGUCAGUGCUCUAGCAGAAGUACUUUUACAAUGGAAACCAAACCCUGGUCAAGAACAAAAGAACUGUCAUGUCAGUUAUGACGUGGAAAUUCUGACUCCUGAGAGUGAAAAAUAUACCACCAAUUCCACUCACAGUACCCGUACAGUUGUGCUUCAUAAUGGCUUUUCUGCACGUCUUCAAACACAGCUUCUGUGUAACAACUCUAAAAUAGAAAGUAACUGGGUUACAGCUGAACUCCAACCCCCAUCAGGUGCUGUUGAGACCUCUGUCGCUAACUUGUCCUGUAUGAUUUACACCAGCAUUAAUAACACUGCAUCUCUUCAUUGCACCUGGCUUGCUGGCCAAGCAGCCCCAAAAGACACAAAAUAUUUUCUAUUUUACAGGUAUAAUGGCUACACUGAAGAGUGUCAAGAAUAUAAUAAAGACAAAUGGGGAAGAAAUAUUGGUUGCCAAAUUUCACACACUUAUAUAAAGACUAGUGGAUUUGACCAAGUCAUCAUACACAUUAAUGGGUCAAGCAAAUAUACUGCAAUUAAACCUUAUGAACAGUUAUUUGAUCAAAAGGCCAUUGAGAAAGUGAAUCCUCCCAGAAAUGUCACUGUGGUUUUAAAACAAAACAAUUGUCUGGUCAAGUGGAAAAAUCCGGCUUCUUCUCUCUUCGAGCAAUGUUUUGAAUACGAACUUAAUAUCUACAACUGUAAGAGAGAUGACCAACAGAUAUUGAAAACUAAGUUAAACAGUUUCAGUUUAACGAUUGAUGACACCUGUAGAAACUCCAUACAGAUAAGAGCUAAUCUUCAGUCAUGGUGUGGGAAAGGAUUCUGGAGUGACUGGACUGAACCUCUUUAUAUUGGAAAAGACCAGCUGAGGACUUCAGUGGAUUCCAAGGUCUACAGAGUUCUCACUGCACUUCUAGUAUUCAUAUGUUCCAUGGCACUGCUGAUUGCUAUAAUAUGCAGAAAGUGCCACUUAUGGAGGAGACUCUUUCCACCAAUUCCAACACCCAAAAACAGUUUAAAAAAUCUGUUUCUAAAUAACAACUAUCAGAGAGCACGUAUUUGCACCAGUGAAACUGAAACAGAAACUGGAAGCUGUCCUGAAGAUUUCGGAAGUUAUAGUGAAGACCUUUAUUUUGAUGUCCUUGAGGAUUCUGUGAUCUAAAAUAUUAAUCCAUCCAUGAUCUUGAAACUUACAGAAGUGUUACUGUAAGUGACAACAGCUUAGAUUGGAUGAACCUUCAUGUCAUACUUCAUCAGCGCUUCAAAGAUAGAAAAAUGUGUUGCUUCUAAGAGAUACAAUUGCUUAAUUACAAGCUAGCACAUACAAAUAUGUCACUUUUUAAGAGGAAAAGUGAUUGUUCUGUAAGCAUCUAUCAUCAAAGCAUGACAAAAUAUAUUCAUUUCCACGAGAGCCAAAGACCUUCUGCUUGGCAGCUAUGAGACAGAAGACCACUAACCUCAGUGAAGCUGCCUCUAGUUAUAUCGGAGCUGAAAUUGGCCAGAUGGAACCAGUUCUAUAAGAGUGGGCUGGAAAAUUGGUUUCCAUUGGGGUUGGUUCUCUGAUUACUGGAAUAUUUUCUUCCUAGGACCCUAUGUUCUAAGGAAGGAGAUAGGGAGUUAUCACACUGGUACAAACCGUAUUUGAGUCUGCUCUUUCUGAGCAAAGGAAGGACAUGGUCAGAAAGGCUCAAAAAUCAAAUACAGUGAAUUAACUUUUUCAAGAGGUAAUGGUUCUAUCUGCGCAAAUCCUUUUCCUUCUACUCCCCCUUUUAAACUCACCUUUUCCCAUACAAACAACCCUCAUGAUAUAAAAUGGAACUCAAUAUGAUGGUUCCUUUGUCACUUUUAAACGUCCCAGAGGGGUAGCUGGGUUAGCCUGUAACUUUAAAACCAAGUAGU